UCUCUCUCUCUCUCUCUCUCUCUCUCUCUCUAGAAGCAAGAACAAGCAUGCUGGAUUGCUACAGUAAAUCGCCAUAAUCGCCAUGGUCAAACUCCAUUUAUGCCUUUCGAUUCUUGUGUUGUUUCUUGUUAAUCGAUCAUUUGGGUUAACUACAGAUGGGGUUUUGUUGCUUUCUUUCAAAUACUCUGUUUUGAAUGAUCCUUUAGGGGUUUUAGACACCUGGAAUUACUCCGAUGAGUCGCCAUGUUCAUGGAAAGGUGUCCGCUGUGGGAAUGUCGGCGAUUCCUCCGCUGACCACCGUGUCACCGGAUUGUCGCUUCCUAAUUCGAAACUUACUGCUUCAAUUCCCGCCAAUCUCGGAUUGAUUCAGUACUUAAGGGAGCUUGAUUUGUCGAAUAAUUCGAUCAAUGGGUCUAUUCCUUUGUCGUUGUAUAAUGCUUCGGAGCUUACGUUUCUUGAUUUUUCGAAUAAUUUGAUCUCCGGCGAGCUUCGGGAGUUUGUUAGAGGGUGGGUGGGGUUGCAGUUUCUUAACGGUUCGGGGAAUUCGUUGACGGGGGAGUUGCCGGAGAGCCUUGGUGGUCUUCGGAACUUGACGGUGGUUUCAUUGAAGAAUAAUUAUCUUCAUGGGAAGAUUCCGAAUGGGUAUGAUUCGUUGAAAUUUCUAGAUCUGUCUGCGAAUUUCAUCAAUGGGUCAUUACCUAAAGAUUUUGGGAGUAAUGAUCUUGUUUACUUUAACGUUUCUCACAACAAUAUCUCCGGAGAGAUUCCGCCGGAAUUCGCGAACAAAAUUCCGACGAAUGCAACCGUUGAUUUAUCGUUCAACAAUCUUACCGGAUCAAUUCCGGAAUCCAGUGUUUUCUUCAAUCAAAACGAAAGAUCCUUCGCCGGAAAUUCAGAGCUUUGUGGGAAGCCAUUAGACAAUUUAUGUUUAAUCCCUUCCUCCGCUUCCACACUCCCCAACAUCUCCUCACCAACAUCACCUCCGGCGAUAGCCGCCAUACCCAAAACCGCAGACUCAUCUCGUUCAAACAAUUCACCAAACACCUCAAAUGCGUCUUCAAGAACCGGUUUCAAAACCAGCACAAUCGUCGGAAUCGUUGUCGGAGACAUCGCCGGGAUAGCAAUAUUAGCCGCGAUUUUCAUCUACAUAUUGAAAAAACGCAAAAGGGUAGCAUCAGAGAGCAAUAAAAAACACGGCAACGUCGGCAACAAAGAAUACGACUGGGCGUCGUCGUCGGAAGAUCAAGAACACAAAUGGUUACGUUCAUGGCCAUGCUUAACGAAGACAAGAGUCACAGAAGACGAAGAAUCAUCAAACGAAAGUUCAACCUCCGAAAGCGAGGACAACGAAGUGUCGCCGGCGACAGCCCAGAAAAGCAAACACGAGAAUUCAAUGAGAAAAGAAGUCGAGACUAAAGGCGAGCUAGUGACGGUUGACGGCGGCGAUAAGGAGUUAGAGCUUGAGACACUGUUGAAGGCGUCGGCGUAUAUACUCGGCGCAUCCGGGUCGAGUAUUAUAUACAAGGCGGUGCUGGAGGACGGGACGGCGUUGGCCGUUCGCCGGAUCGGCGAAAGCGGUUUGGAGCGGUUCAGGGAUUUCGAAAACCAGGUCCGGGUCAUUGCCAAAUUGGUUCACCCGAAUUUGGUUCGGAUCCGUGGGUUUUAUUGGGGUUCGGAUGAAAAGCUUGUGAUCUACGACUACGUUCCUCAUGGUAGCUUAGCAAAUGCACGUUAUCGAAAAGUUGGAUCUUCACCUUGUCCUUUACCUUGGGAUGUGAGGCUCAAGAUAGCGAAAGGCACGGCUCGUGGGCUAAUGUAUAUCCAUGACAAAAAACAAGUACACGGGAAUCUCAAACCGAGUAACAUUUUGUUAGGCUUGGAUAUGGAGCCUAAAAUAGGAGAUUUCGGGCUUGAAAGGUUAGUGGUAGGCGAAAACAGUUGCAAGGUUGGAAGCUCAUCUCGGAAUUUUGGUAGCAAACGAUCUACCGCAUCCCGAGACAGCUUCCAGGAUGUAACUGUUGGGUCAAACCCUAGCCCAAGCCCUAGUGCAAUUGGAUGCAUAUCACCCUAUUAUGCCCCUGAAUCACUAAGAAGUUUGAAACCUACUGCUAAGUGGGACGUGUUCUCAUAUGGUAUGGUGUUGCUAGAACUACUAACGGGUAAGGUCAUUGCUUCUGACGAAUUUGGGCCCGCUAGUAUGACGUGGAGUCCCACAUUAACUGAUGAAGAGAAAAUUAAGGUGUUAAGAAUGGUUGAUGUGGCUAUUCGUGGGGAUAUGGAAGGGAAAGAGGAGUCUUUGUUGGCAAUCUUGAGAUUAGGUUAUAACUGUAUAUCUCCAAUACCACAGAAAAGACCGCACAUGAAAGAGGUCCUUCAUGCACUUGACAAGUUUCCUUCGGUUUCUUCGUAUUAUUUCGGUCAUAUAUAAAUUAUUAGGGAGAAAUAAAAAAAAUGUAAUUUUCUAGAGAGAUGUGUAUUUAUGAUGAAAGUGAAAGGUAGGUGUUUGUACGUUUAUUUAAAGAUAG
This is a messenger RNA of Lactuca virosa, 2525 nucleotides long. NCBI's taxonomy places the organism in Eukaryota, Viridiplantae, Streptophyta, Magnoliopsida, Asterales, Asteraceae. The record is from the annotation of a GenBank genome assembly.